Protopolystoma xenopodis is the source of this 591-nucleotide messenger RNA. NCBI's taxonomy places the organism in Eukaryota, Metazoa, Platyhelminthes, Monogenea, Polystomatidea, Polystomatidae. The record is from the annotation of a GenBank genome assembly.
AUGUGUCUGCUUCCGGCCUCACCUACAGUUCCUGGGCCACCUCUUCCACCGACCCAACUGAUCGCUCGACAGCUCAGUGCCUACCCACAAUUGGACUACCACAUCUCUUGGUCCCCGCCCCAGAGCUCGUCCGGCGACUCGAGGCCUCGUCCGGACAAACCGCACGACAUGUCGGCCACCAACAUCGAGGCUUCACAGACUCACGACGCAGUCACCGACCUGGCCCCCUCAUCGGCAGUCUUAGCCGCGACCGCGCCUCCUGCUGGGGCCCCCGAGUCGGCCGUGAUGCUGGUCGGGUCGUUUGUGUCCGGACUACCCACCAACUAUCGAGUGGUUUGGGGUCCCCGGCAGGAGGAGCCGGUCAACAAAGAGAUGUACAAUGACGCGGCUGGCUUCAGUCCGAUCCUAGAUUCUCGAAAGUCAGACGUCCGUGUCAUCAGCAAGGUAGGUGGAAAGGAUGCAGAACCGUCUUCUCAGAAGAGGAUGGAAGCCAAAGUAGCCCAAUUCCUGAGGCCGACAUCUAUUCCCCACGAAUUGCGUGUUAGUCGAAUGAUGCUUGGCCUAAAGGUACCACAUGGAGGGCAAGGAUGA